Molecule: messenger RNA, 736 nt
Organism: Hypoxylon trugodes
Lineage: Eukaryota; Fungi; Ascomycota; Sordariomycetes; Xylariales; Hypoxylaceae
Exons: 1
Coding region: 139-537 (132 amino acids)
Source: RefSeq, a predicted model, not a curated record
UCCGAAACUAAGGCCCUAACGCCGCAUCUACCUAGGUACUAUAUGAAGAGUUACCAACAGUGAUGCGAAUAAUGAGCUUGAAGAACUUGACCGUCUUGUCUUCUGUGAGUCGAAAUAAUCCUACCUAGGAAUAACCCGAUGUUUCCGAGAGAAACCAAUCACUAUUUAACAGUCACCAUGCCUCAGGAGACCCAGCUGACUCUAUUUGUCACUUUUUACGUCAAGCCUUCGAUGAUAGAAGAGUUCAAAGCUGCCCACCGACCUGUCUGGGCUGCGUGCGCCCUCGAGCCUGAGUGCCUCCUCUUCGACGUGUUCCAAGACCCUGAACAACCUGGCCGCUUCCGGCUGAUUGAGAUAUGGAACGCAACGAGAGAGUGGUUCGAAACGAAGCAACUGACGAAGCCGUACUAUGCCACACUAUGGAAGCUAUCACGACCGAUGUGGGAAAAGGAAAGGGAGAUCGAGUUCUUCGAGCGUUUGGGGGAAGGUUGUAGCUAUCGUAGGGGUUACUUGGACGGGGGACGCCUGAUGGGAUGACUAUUCGAGACGAUAUUGUGUUAAUUGCCAUCUCAUUAUCUUUUGAUUGAAUGGCCCGAAAUUUCCUGCGCAUGGGGAUUUGUUAACGUUAAAGGGGGAUAUCCUGUUGUGAACUCAACGCGUUGGUCGCGCGUAGCAAACUUCCACGCCUUUGGUUGUUCAGCUCCCCACUUAGGUAUCUAGGUAGCUUUCUACAUCU